Drosophila novamexicana is the source of this 876-nucleotide messenger RNA. Its product is annotated as peroxiredoxin-2. Gene Ontology annotation, biological process: response to oxidative stress; cell redox homeostasis; cellular response to stress. Gene Ontology annotation, molecular function: thioredoxin peroxidase activity. The record is from RefSeq and is a predicted model, not a curated record. The transcript has 4 exons. Lineage: Eukaryota; Metazoa; Arthropoda; Insecta; Diptera; Drosophilidae. Bases 111 to 812 code for a protein of 233 amino acids. Gene Ontology annotation, cellular component: mitochondrion; cytosol.
UUUGUUUUAUGCCGGUUCGUUUUUAUUCAUUGCUCGUCUAAGGUUGACGACUGUUAAACGGUUAUAUUUUACGGACGAAUUGAAUUUUUACAAAAAAUAAUAACCAAAUCAUGUCUUUCAUCGGACGUACACUAUUGCGCAAUGUGCCGCUGCUGAGCAAAGCCAUUGUUGGUCAGCAUAAACAAACAGCGCGUCUGCUACACCAGACUGCUGCACUGUGCGCCGUGCGUGUGCAGCAGCCGGCACCAGAUUUUAAAGGCUUGGCGGUGGUCGGCAAUGACUUCCAGGAGAUCAAACUCGAAGACUUCAGAGGCAAAUAUCUGGUGCUGUUCUUCUAUCCGUUAGACUUCACAUUUGUUUGCCCAACGGAGAUUGUUGCAUUUAGUGAACGCAUUAAGGAGUUUCAGGACAUCAACACCGAAGUUGUGGGCGUCUCUGUUGACUCGCAUUUCAGUCAUCUGACUUGGUGCAAUGUGGAUCGCAAGAAUGGUGGCGUCGGCAAACUUCAAUAUCCGUUGCUUUCGGAUCUUACCAAGAAGAUAUCCGCUGAUUACGGUGUGCUGCUCGAGAGGGAGGGUAUCUCGCUACGCGGCACAUUUAUCAUUGAUCCCAAAGGUGUUUUGCGACAGUACUCCAUCAAUGAUUUGCCAGUGGGCCGCUCCGUGGAUGAGAUAUUGCGUUUGAUUAAAGCUUUCCAGUUUGUCGAGGAGCAUGGCGAAGUGUGCCCAGCCAAUUGGAAUCCAAAAACAAACCCGGCUACCAUCAAGCCAGACGUGGAGGAGUCCAAGCAGUACUUCAGCAAGCAUGGGUAAAUCACUACACUGAACAUUCAACAUUCAUCACAAAAAAGACUUUAAAUAAAGCUCUAACAUAAUA